AUGAAGCAAAUGAAGCACAAGGCAGUUUCCCAUCGGAAACAAAAGUCCCAGGAUAUCGGUCCUCGAAGAUCUACCGCAAAACCAGCCAAAACUCGGGAAGAACGUGCGCCAUUGCCGUCCCCAGCGCCGCCGGCGUUUGAUAUCGUGAUUCCAAAGGGACUACGGACCAUCCUUGUCAAUAGCAGGGCGCAAAUCAAGCAGGGAAACAUUCUCGUGCUCCCAAAGGAAUAUAUAGAGUAUCCUAAUCUUCCAGAGAUACACAAGACCCAGCAUGUUCUCAACCUCGAGCAAAAGCCUCCCAACGUCGAUGAAGUAUGCGCAGAAUUCAGCCGAUACUACCUAGACGCGACCGAUAAGACUCUCGAGAGUCCGGAAAAGAAGGAGGCUCUGGUCGCUGUGAUUACGCGUGGGAUACUUGUCUACUUUCAAAAAACACUGCCUACCAACCUGUUAUACAUGGAAGAACGCGGUCAAUAUGCGUUUCUAGACAACAAAUAUCGCACCGGUAUUGGUUCCGCACAUGAUACUGGCGACGAGCCGGUCAUGAGUGGUUGGUACGGCGCCGACCACCUUUUGCGACUGUUGGUCAAACUUCCCGAGAUUCUCUCCCUGGGCUCUCUCGACAGCUACUCGAUAAACCUCAUCGCAAAAUACGUCCGUGAGAUGCUCGACUGGAUGGAGGUGAACAAAGAGCGGCUAUUCCUCUCGACCUCGUUGUAUCGAAAAAUACCGACCUGGUACCAGACAGACAUUAGAAGUAGAGCGUCAGGGACAAAGACAGGAGACAGCAUUUUCAAUUUUGCAUUCUUGCUUUCCUCCACAACUGUUCGCAUGGCACCUAAACUAGUCCUUUCGCAUCAAGCGUAUCUAUCUAUGCUUUUACAUGCCUCGAAGCACCCGCAUCGAGCUGUAAAUGGUGUACUCCUCGGUCCAACCUCUGGAGGGAGUGAAAUUGUUGUCGAACAAGUGAUACCGCUUCUUCACCAUUGGACAACACUGAGUCCUAUGAUGGAACUAGGACUUGAGCUCGCAUCAACAUACGCAGCAAACAGCGGUUUGCGAGUCGUUGGCUACUACCAAGCGAGUCCAACCGUUCAUUCUCAAGGACUUGGACCAGUUGGAGAAAAGAUUGUCAGCAGACUCCGCGCGUCUGUGCCAGACGCCGCUGGCAUCCUGAUUCAUCUUGACGAGUUACGAUCAAAAUCAUCCAAGACUACACCCGGAAUCGUGGCCAACGGAUCGAACCAAAUGGAGCUCCAGGACCGCAAUUCUCCAGCUCGAACGCUCGAGCUGAUCAGCACCGGGCUUCAGACCAGGUUUUACGACUUUGAUGAUCAUUUGGAAAACGUUCAUCUCGAUUGGUUGAAGAACGAAGCUUGCGCAGACAAGAAUUGA
Messenger RNA from Serendipita indica DSM 11827, 1395 nucleotides. NCBI's taxonomy places the organism in Eukaryota, Fungi, Basidiomycota, Agaricomycetes, Sebacinales, Serendipitaceae. The record is from the annotation of a GenBank genome assembly.